This is a messenger RNA of Puntigrus tetrazona (Sumatra barb), 2464 nucleotides long. It is a transcript of the gene sbk3, whose product is annotated as SH3 domain binding kinase family, member 3. The transcript has 4 exons. Bases 474 to 1529 code for a protein of 351 amino acids. Gene Ontology annotation, molecular function: ATP binding; protein serine/threonine kinase activity. The record is from RefSeq and is a predicted model, not a curated record. NCBI's taxonomy places the organism in Eukaryota, Metazoa, Chordata, Actinopteri, Cypriniformes, Cyprinidae. Gene Ontology annotation, biological process: peptidyl-threonine phosphorylation; peptidyl-serine phosphorylation.
AAGACUGACUGACAGGUGGAACACAUCGGGACGCUUUACUGACGUACGAGAAGAAAGCGGGCGAGCGAGGUGUCUGGGAAGGGGCUGCAUAACUCGCUGUUGUACUACAUGGCUAUCUGGGAUGGAAACAUGCGGAGGAAUUUUUGGAGGGAAAAGGGGAGAGCGAGCUAGAGAGAAAGAGAGAGAGAGAGAGAGAGAGAGAGAGAGCAGAGGAAGGUGGUAUGAGUGAGGGCCGUCAGUCUCAUUGGGGAUCGAAAGAGAGAGAGCACAGAUAUAAAAAUACUCAGUAGCAAGCAACUGAUACUCACACUCGCACGGCGACAUCUGAUUAACUGCCGUCGAUCUCAGUUGUGCGUCGAUAACAAGCAACAGACAGUUUGACUCAGAUCUCAGCUCUGUCCAGAUGGGAAAGAGACAGUGAGAGAGAAACUGACUGUUUCCAGGACGUCCUGAAAGACCUGCAGCGCGGGACAAUGACUUCUGCACCUAAUGAACUGGACGAGCUGUGCUACCUCACGGCCCAGUCCAUGACAUCACUGGUGACAUCACAGCACUUCAAGCUGAUCAAAAAGCUGGGAGAGGGCUCGUACGGCAAGGUGAUGCUGGCGGUGCACCAGAGGAGAGGAACCCCGAUGGCUCUGAAGUUCUUCCCCCGCCGCUCCACCACUCUCCAAGCUUUCCUGCGGGAAUACAACCUCUCCGUCUCCUAUUGCACACAUCCUUCUCUAACACGGGCUCUAGGCAUCUUCUACUCCACUCCUUCUCACUAUGUCUUUGCCCAGGAGGCUGGUCUCUAUGGCGACCUGUAUGACGUCAUCGUGUCAGAGGAGGGGGUGAGUGAGGAGUCUGCACAGCGUGUGAUGUCUCAGCUGAGCGGUGCUGUGUCUCAUCUUCAUUCUCUUGGCUUUGUGCACCGUGACAUCAAGCCAGAGAACAUCUUCCUGUGCGACCGCGCUUGUCGCUGGGUCAAACUGGGCGACUUUGGCCUGGCUCGAGCACAAGGGACCGAGGUCCGUGCUGUGUGGUACAACUCCCCUUUCUGUGUGCCUGAGGUGGAGGGAGCCAAGACAGCCAGCGAUGCAGAGGAAGCGGAGGACAUCUGGAUGUCCGUGGAGCCCAGUUUGGAUACUUGGGCUUUGGGGAUCCUCAUAUACUGCCUGCUGACGAGCUGCUUCCCCUGGGAGGAGAGCACUUCUGAUGACCCCUCCUACUGCUCGUACAGAGACUGGUUCAACCGAAUUCAGCAGAGAGAGAAGACACAAGACACUGAGGCCGAAACUGAUGUGCCCCCACAGUUUGACUCUUUAAGCUCCUUCGUUCUUACGUUGCUGAGAAAGCUGCUGAACCCGCUGCCCCGGCUUCGGCCCGGGCCUGAUGAGAUCCUGUCUUACCUCGGAGGACCUUGGUUACUGAAGACAGAGAAAGAGGAGAAGAGGAGAGAGCAGGAGGCACAAGUAGAGGCCAAGAAGAUGCUUGAGAGAGGAGGGGUGGAAGGGGAAAAAGAGAUGUUGGGACGGAGGGAGAGAUAAAGUUCAUGCACGAUAGCAAUAUUAUAAACAGAUGUACUUUAUUUUCAGGAUGUUAUAUAUAGCGUUUAUAUUUUGGAAUAUUAGUUUUUUAUAUCAGUAGAAUAAUUUUAUUAUAAAUCUGGAGAAACUUGGACAAUGGAUCCAAAGCGUUUGAACAACUGUACAAGUAUUAAUGUAAUCGCAUAAAAAACUAUUAUAUAUUAAUAGAUUUAUAAUUUAAUAUAUAAUUUGGCCACAUAGAAUAUAUAUACUUUUUUGUAGCUUUUACAGAUAUAAUAUAUACUUUGUAUAUGGUAUAUUCUAAAAUUAUAUUUAGAAUUAUAUAAAUGCGGUACCAUUAAAGCAUUUGGGGUUGAUUUUUUAAACUGUAUUAAAAGACGUUUCUUAUGCUUACCAAGGCCGCUUUUAUUUGCUCAAAACAGCUACAUGAAACGUUACAAUUGAAAACGUAUCUAUUUGAAUACCUAAAAGCAAAAUUUUCAGCAAUCUUCAGUGUCACACGAUCCUGCAGGAAUCAUUCUAAUAUGCUGAUUUGGUGAUCAAACAUCUAUUAUUUUAUUAUCAGUGUUGAAAACAGUUGUUGCUUCUAACAAUGUACUUUUCAAGACAAUUUUUGUCCAUUUUCUUUUUAGAUCAUUAAUGUCCGCACUUUUUUCCUUACAAUAACGGCUCAGUGUUCGGAUACUUCAGCUACAAUAACUGUUUCUCACAAUGAGCUGGUAAUACUAAAAUCAACAGUAUUGCCAACAGCCUUCUCAGGUGCAAUGCAUAAGUAUUCACUCAACAUGUAGAGAGGAAAACAGGUAGGUGUAGAUUAAUAACGCUCAUCAGAUGUGGGUGGAAUACUUAAACACUGUUUCUACCUCAAACCAGCUGUUUUGAUGCACAUGUAAAUAUGUUUAUAUGUGAUUGAAUAAACUUGUUUUGGUGACUCA